CACUGCCUAUUUAUGUCCUACAUUUUUAAAACGAAAACAAAAACAGAAACAAAAAACCAAAACAAUGUUGCCAGAAGACUGUGUAUCCACAAUUCUCUCCAACACCUCACCUCUGGAUGCAUGUUGGUCUUCGUUGGUAUCGUCUUGGUUUUGUUCUGCAGCAAAUUCUGACACUGUUUGGAAGAGGUUCUUGCCCUCUGAUUAUGAAGGCAUUGUUUCAAGAUCAGUAACUCCUUUGAAAUUCUCUUCAAAGAAAGAGCUAUUUGUUUGUCUUUGUGAUCCCAUUCUCAUAGAUGGUGGAAAUAAGAGCUUUGCAUUGGAAAAAUCAACUGGACUAAAAUCAUACAUACUCUCUGCAAGAGAACUUUCCAUUACAUGGGGCAAUCAACCAAUGUAUUGGAGCUGGAAGUUCAUGUCUGGAUCAAGGUUUUCAGAGGUGGCUGAGCUCAGGACAAUUUGGUGGUUAGAAAUACAUGGGAAAAUUAGAACACAGACACUAUCAGCGAACACAACAUAUGGAGCUUAUCUCAUCAUGAAAAUCUCUCACCGUGCUUAUGGGCUUGAUUCAAUGCCAUCAGAGGUAUCGAUUAGCAUAGGAGAUCGUGUAUAUACCAACACCGCCUAUCUAAGCUGUCGGGAGCAGAUGGAAGGCCUCUGUUACUCUAAUCGCACGCAAAUGUUGAGAUGCAGGGCGGCGGAAGGGGAAGGGCGAGUCCCAUGUGAGAGAAAGGAUGGGUGGAUGGAGAUUGAGCUUGGAGAGUUCUUCAGUGGUGAAAAGGAUGAAGAAGUGAAGAUGAGUUUGAUGGAGGUUAAAGGGUAUCAAUUGAAAGCAGGGCUUAUCAUUGAAGGCAUUGAAGUCAGGCCCAAGUAAUUAAUCAAACAUGUGUUUUUCAUCUUUAGGGAUGAAUAUGUUUUUAUAGCAAUGUUAGGUAUUAUGAAAAAUCUUUCAUGAAAAUGAUCAUGAAAGACUUGUGACCAUUGGAUUACACUUAUAAUAAAGCACCACACACUAAUCAAGGUAAUUUAAGGGUCACAAAUUUUUCAAGAUCAUGAAAUUUUUUUCAUGAAAAUGAUCAUGAAAGGCUUGUGACCAUUG
Messenger RNA from Camellia sinensis, 1096 nucleotides. Its product is annotated as F-box protein PP2-B15. NCBI's taxonomy places the organism in Eukaryota, Viridiplantae, Streptophyta, Magnoliopsida, Ericales, Theaceae. The record is from RefSeq and is a predicted model, not a curated record. Gene Ontology annotation, molecular function: protein binding.